AUAAAAUCACACAAGACAUUGUCCACUAUUGUUUAAACAAAUCCCAGCAGCCAAAAAAUAAAGAAGAAAUUAAUUUUAUUUAAAACAAAAUUCUGAUUUUUCCUUCAGUCAAACCAAAACCCCCAACUAAGAAUAUUUUUUUUCCCCUUAAUAAAUACUGACAUCAAUCCCUUCCAAUUUCCAAAUCCCAUCUUCGCCUUCCUUCUUCAUCAAUUUCUAAAUUUCCCAACCCAAAUUCAAACACACACACACAUACCUCCAUAAUUUCUUCAUAUUCACAUGGCAGCUAAGAGAAUUAGAGAACAAUUUGAAGCUUCCGAUAUCGCUAAAUCCCUAACGCUUCUUUCUUAUGGAAUUCAAGAAUCAUCAGACCUUAAAUUUCAACCCCAAAACGCUGCCGUUUUCGAGUGUAAAACCUGCAACCGCCAGUUCCCGUCUUUUCAAGCUCUCGGCGGCCACCGUGCCAGUCACAAGCGGCCACGGACAUCGGUGGAAGAGCCGAAAGACACGGCGGAUUUAAAACAGAAAAUUCACGAGUGUGGUCUGUGCGGGCAGGAGUUCUCUUCCGGACAGGCCCUCGGCGGACACAUGAGACGGCACCGGGUGCCGCCGUUAGCAGUGGCGGUGGCAGAGAAGAUUCCGGUGUUGAAGAGGUCUGGGAGUACGAGAGUUAUGUGUUUGGAUUUGGACCUUAAUUUGACGCCAUUGGAGAACGACUUGAAAUUGCUCUUUGGAAAAAUGGCCCCAGCCGUUAAUCUCGUUCUUUGAUUUUAGGUUCUUUUUUUUUUUUUCCUUUUUCGAUUCUUUCAUUUGUUGUAAUCUAUAUACAUUAAAAAA
Cucumis sativus (cucumber) is the source of this 837-nucleotide messenger RNA. Its product is annotated as zinc finger protein ZAT11. The transcript has a single exon. The coding region runs from base 280 to 768 and encodes 162 amino acids. Gene Ontology annotation, biological process: response to stress; response to chitin. The record is from RefSeq and is a predicted model, not a curated record. Lineage: Eukaryota; Viridiplantae; Streptophyta; Magnoliopsida; Cucurbitales; Cucurbitaceae.